AUGGACGAUCGUCAAGUCCAUUAUCGAAUUCUCAACGAGCUUUCAGAACCUAUUAAAAUCCAAAUCUUCAAUGAAGACCCUGACGACCUUCAAGAUGAAGAGGAUGAAGAAGACGAUCAGGAAAAUGAUAAUGAUGAUGAAGAUCUUUUUAAUGGUUAUGCGCCACUGACACGCGAGCAAAUACCGCCGGGCCAAGAGUGGACCUACAAGAAGCAGUGCGCCUGUGGUGACUGCUGCGUGGGAACGAUCAAGGUGGACACUGCCAACGACAGAAUGUUCUUGGUAGAUGCCAACGAAACAUCGUCGAAUAAGAAAAUCACACGCCAAGUAAUGACAACAAUCUGCAGUGAUAACGAGACGGUAGGUGAACAAAGCUGCCAGAGCCUGGAUUGUGACGAGCAACAACAAAGAGAGGAGGACUCUGAACAACAAAGACCCUUGGUCGUCAACUUGACCCUCGAAGUGAAAGUGGAUGAUUCUCCAAAAAUAGACAAAGAAGAUCCCUUGAUUGUCAACCUGAUCCUCAAAGCAGUCCCUGCUUCAGCUACAUCUACUGAAAAAGAAAUAUCCCGCGAUUGUCUCAGCCCUACUUCCGUAAACGGCAUGCUCCAACGACUGCAAGAUAUCGAAACCAUGAUCGCCAUAGGCCACGAAGUCCCAGAUUCGCUGGAUGAGCAGAUAUCGGAGCGAUCCAAGCUUUCUCAGUUCUCCGAACGGUCAAAGCUUUCUUCGCUGUCGGAGCGAUCCAAGCUUUCUCAUGUAUGA
Seminavis robusta is the source of this 765-nucleotide messenger RNA. The record is from the annotation of a GenBank genome assembly. NCBI's taxonomy places the organism in Eukaryota, Bacillariophyta, Bacillariophyceae, Naviculales, Naviculaceae.